Cucurbitaria berberidis CBS 394.84 is the source of this 450-nucleotide messenger RNA. RefSeq lists its product as uncharacterized. Lineage: Eukaryota; Fungi; Ascomycota; Dothideomycetes; Pleosporales; Cucurbitariaceae. Bases 224 to 391 code for a protein of 55 amino acids. The transcript has a single exon. The record is from RefSeq and is a predicted model, not a curated record.
UAGUAGUUUCAGCUGCUAACGAUAGCUCAUCUGAUUCCCUCAUCUCUUAGCCUUCGUGACGAACUCCCCCGCUUGAGGGCGGCAAGUGCUGCCUUUACCUUUGCGCUAUUCACAAACCCUCUACUGGACCAUCCUCAGUUCCAUCACCUAGAGUAUAUCUCUUCGCUCGAAUCAAGCAUUGCUUCGUUUUCUCCCUACAAAUCUGACACUCGGAUUCUCAGUCAUGGUCAAGUAUCGGGACCAUGCACUGCUAGCCCUUGGCUGCAAGCUACUAUCAUCUCUUACCGUUUUUACAGCUGCACUCGUUCGCAAUCCAACUACUCGUACUUUACGACCUCCAGUGAAGAUUCGUCUAAGGCAGGGCUUUUGCUAUGCAGACGAGCUCUGGUAAUAGUUUUCUCUCUCGCAAGGUGAAAGCGUAGCAAGUAGUCGCCAAGCUAGGGAAACUAC